This is a messenger RNA of Lagenorhynchus albirostris (white-beaked dolphin), 994 nucleotides long. It is a transcript of the gene ITGB1BP1, whose product is annotated as integrin subunit beta 1 binding protein 1. The record is from RefSeq and is a predicted model, not a curated record. Gene Ontology annotation, cellular component: lamellipodium; ruffle; cytoskeleton. The coding region runs from base 193 to 795 and encodes 200 amino acids. NCBI's taxonomy places the organism in Eukaryota, Metazoa, Chordata, Mammalia, Artiodactyla, Delphinidae. Gene Ontology annotation, biological process: negative regulation of focal adhesion assembly; negative regulation of substrate adhesion-dependent cell spreading. Gene Ontology annotation, molecular function: integrin binding. The transcript is spliced from 7 exons.
GGGGUCAGGGCUGCGCCUGCGCGAGGCUUUGGAGGCGAGACCCGGCGGGCGGUGCCACGGGCCUCGAAAAGCGGGCGCUGGCUUUUGAUACGGAGUGGCUGCCGCGGCUCGGGCUGCCUAGGCUGUGGGUGUCUGACCCCGACCGCAGUCGGCGUUGAGGGGGCGUGCCUCUGGAUCGAGCUAUGGUGGAAGAUGUUUCGGAAAGGGAAGAAGCGACACAGCAGUAGCAGCUCCCAGAGUAGUGAAAUCAGUACUAAGAGCAAGUCUGUAGACUCCAGCCUUGGGGGGCUCUCGCGAUCCAGCACCGUGGCGAGCCUCGAUACCGAUUCCACCAAGAGCUCAGGACAAAGCAACAGUAAUUCAGACACCUGUGCAGAAUUUCGAAUAAAAUACGUUGGUGCCAUUGAGAAACUGAAACUCUCCGAGGGAAAAAGUCUCGAAGGGCCACUAGACCUGAUAAAUUAUAUAGAUGUCGCCCAGCAAGAUGGAAAGUUGCCUUUUGUUCCUCUGGAGGAAGAAUUUAUUAUGGGAGUUUCCAAGUAUGGCAUAAAAGUAUCCACGUCAGAUCAGUAUGAUGUUUUGCAUCGGCAUGCUCUAUAUUUAAUCAUCCGGAUGGUGUGUUAUGAUGAUGGUCUGGGGGCAGGAAAAAGCUUAUUGGCUCUGAAGACCACAGAUGCGAGCAACGAAGAAUACAACCUGUGGGUUUACCAGUGCCACAGCCUGGAACAAGCACAAGCAAUCUGCAAAGUUUUAUCCACUGCAUUUGACUCUGUGUUGACAUCUGAGAAACCCUGAAUUCUGCAGUCAGUCAAGGGGAAGCAGACUUCACGUGCAAGUUCCGCUGUUUUCUCAAUAGUUCUGUUUUCACUCUGCGGUGGUGUUGAACUAUUCUGGAAACAUGAGCGAUCCUUGGCUCUGGAUUUUCUGAAGAAACGCAAUGUAUAAAAUACCAGUCGUUUGUUUUUCUAUUAAAAUGUAUCUUAUUUAACAGUGA